AUGCGGCGCGUCGUCGUGACCGGCCUCGGCGCCAUCACACCCCUCGGCGUGGGGGUGCGGCGCACCUGGCAGCGGCUGCUGGCCUCCGAGUCUGGGAUCGUCAGCGUCGCCGACCGCGGCCGGGACGCCGCGGAACAGGCCCAGUGGCGCAGCCUAACCAGCACCGUCGCCGGUAUCGUGCCCGUGCCCGUGCCCUCCAACCCAACUCCAACUCCAACUCCAACUCCAACCCUCUCCUCUAGGGCGGACGGGGCGGGUGGUGGCGGUGGCGAUGACCACGACGGCCUCUGGCGCGCCGCGGACUGGCUCGACGCCGCGGACCAGCGCCGCAUGUCCACCUUCGCGCAGUACGCCGCCGCCGCCGCCGAGAUGGCCCUGCGCGACGCCGGCUGGCGGCCCGACCGCGACGCCGACCGCGAGAUGACGGGCGUGUGUCUGGGCAGUGGUAUUGGGAACCUGGACGACUUUUAUGCGACCAGUGUCGCUUUUGAUCGAGGGAUGUGGAAAGGGCUACAAGAAGGUCUCGCCGCUGUUUGUGCCCAAAAUCUUGAUCAACCUCGCCGCGGGGCAUAUUGCCAUGCGCUAUGGCCUGCGCGGGCCGAAUCAUGCCGCCACCACGGCGUGUACCACGGGGCCGCCCCACUCGAUUGGAGGAUGCGGGCGCGGUUUAUUUGCUUUUGGCCGAUGCGGAUGUUAUGGUCGCCGGGCGGCGCCGAGUCGUGCAUUCACCCGCUUACGUUUGCCGGCUUUGGGCGCUCGAGGUCGUUGUCUAUCGCGUUUAACCACGAUCCACCGGCGAGCUGUCGGCCGUUUGAUGCGGACCGCGCCGGGUUUGUGGUGGCCGAAGGGGCCGCUGUGGUGGUAUUAGAAGAGCUGGAACAUGCGAAGAGGAGGGGCGCCAGGAUUCUGGCAGAGUUGAAGGGAUACGGGUGCAGCGGCGAUGCAUAUCACAUGACGGCCCCGAGAGAAGAUGGGUCGGGGGCGCUGUCGGCCAUGAAGAAAGCGCUGAAGAACGCCGGGGUCAAACCUGGGCAGGUGGACUACAUCAACGCUCACGCCACCGGCACGUUGGUCGGCGAUACUGCUGAGGCGAUGGCCAUCCGGACGCUGAUGAUGGGCGAAGAGGGUGUGGAGGACGAGAGCAAGAUCACGACGAGCAGCACAAAGGGGGCCAUCGGCCAUUUGUUGGGCGCAGCCGGCGCUGUCGAAGCCGUGUUCUCGAUUCUCGCCAUCACUGAUGAAAUGCUGUUCAACCGCGUCCGGGAGAGCUUGUCGGCGGGGAAGAGCAACUACUUCAUCUACGGGGCGACUGAGGCGCUAUACAAGGCCUGCGCCGCCCAGGCCGACUACACCAUUGAGGCCGCAGACCGCAAGGCGGGGACACUAAAAACCACCGAGGAGGGCGAGGAAAUUGGCACAAGCAAAGCCGGGACGUGGCAUAACGACCUCGACCUCCUCCCCACCUUCAGUACCUGGGCCCAGGUCACCAUGCUGCACAUGUACCUGCUCGUCGUCCGCUUCCGCUGCCUCGAACCGGCCGCCCAGCAGGCCUGGCAGUCGCAGCUGGUCAACCAUUUCUUCUACCAGGCCGAGGCCAAGAUGGAGGACGUGCACGAGCUGACCUCGCGCAUGAUCCGCCAGGCCUACCUCAAGGACCUGUUCGUCCAGUGGCGCGGCCUGAUCCUAGCCUGCGACGAGGGGAUCGUCAAGGGCGACGCCGUGCUCGCCUCGGCCGUAUGGCGGAACCUGUUCAAGGCGCGGGAGGACGUGGAUGCCCGGGCGCUGGCCGCCGUGGUCGCCUGGAUGCGGUCCGGGUUGAGGGAGUUGGGGGAGCUGCCGGACGAGGACAUAGCCUCGGCGGUCAAGGUGCUCCCAGAGUUGAGGACGCAGUCUGCGGUCGUCGAUGUGCCGACGGCGUCGAUGAGAACGGCGUUUGCGCAGGCGGGAAUUACCUCGUCGUGA
This is a messenger RNA of Chaetomium globosum CBS 148.51, 1962 nucleotides long. RefSeq lists its product as uncharacterized. The transcript is spliced from 5 exons. Gene Ontology annotation, biological process: fatty acid biosynthetic process. Gene Ontology annotation, molecular function: 3-oxoacyl-[acyl-carrier-protein] synthase activity. Lineage: Eukaryota; Fungi; Ascomycota; Sordariomycetes; Sordariales; Chaetomiaceae. Bases 1 to 1962 code for a protein of 653 amino acids. The record is from RefSeq and is a predicted model, not a curated record.